AUGACGAAGAUGAAGUACAUGCCUCCUCCCUCCAAGAGGCUCAGCCCCCUCGACCCUCCUUACGCCAUCAGGACGCUACAGCAGGAGCUGGAUCCGAUGGUGGAGGGGAUCCUUGCUUCCUCCGUCCAGCUGCCCAAGUCUACAACUCACGGGCAUUCAGGAAGGCCCCUGUGCGAGCCGAUGAUCACCCCUCACUCUCCCCAGACCAACAACGGGUACGCUCGCAACUCUCUAGGAGGAUUCUUCACCACGUGA
This is a messenger RNA of Guillardia theta CCMP2712, 255 nucleotides long. RefSeq lists its product as hypothetical. The record is from RefSeq and is a predicted model, not a curated record. Bases 1 to 255 code for a protein of 84 amino acids. The transcript has 4 exons. NCBI's taxonomy places the organism in Eukaryota, Cryptophyceae, Pyrenomonadales, Geminigeraceae.